UCUUGUGAAAUACCGUAAAGCAGCAAAUCACAGGACCGCAAAAGCCGUGAAUGGCCAUGGAGUUGCAUAAAUAAAGAAAGAAGGAAUCCUGAAAGUUGUUUCUUGCUUGUAAGCCUGCAAAUGCAUUUUCACUAGGGUUUCUGUUUUUAACCCUUCGUAUUAGAUCUCGAUCCAUCUCUUAGCUUUUUAAUCAAUGGCUCAACUUACGCGAUCAACCGGCAAAGUCACCUGGUUCGAUGACAUCAAGGGCUAUGGUUUCAUCAAGCCUGAUGACGGUGGUGCAGAUCUCUUCGUCCAUCACAAAUCCAUCAAAUCCGACGGUUACCGUACUCUCUACGACAACCAGCCCGUCGAAUUCGAUGUUCAGCUCGAACCGGACGGCAAAUACCAAGCCCUUGAUGUCACUUCUCCCGGCGGCGGACCAGUUCACUCUCCUAAGAAAGACAACGGUUACAGCCGUGGCGGUGGACGUGGCGGAAACUGGAAAGGUUCCAACGAUAACAGGAGAAACAAUAAUGGGUUCGCGUCUGGUGGAGUGGUUUGUUAUAACUGCGAUGGAGUGGGACACGUGGCAAGGGAGUGUACUAGUAACAAAAGAAACGGAAGCUAUAAUGGCGGUGGUUGCUAUAACUGUGGGAAUCCCGAGCAUUAUGCCAGAGAUUGUCCACGUACACAGAAUAACAACGGUGCAGGUGGAGGUGGGUGUUUCAAGUGUGGUGGUUAUGGGCACUUAGCGAGGGAUUGUGUAAACAGGGGAAGCGGCACUGGCCGUUGCUAUACAUGUGGAAAGUCAGGCCACUUGGCGAGGGACUGUGUUGAGGGAAGUGGCGGCGGCGGUGGGAGUUAUAGCGGUGGCGGUGGUUCGUGCUUUAACUGCGGGAAGCCAGGGCACUUCGCAAGGGAAUGCACAAAGGAGGAAAUCUGAUUCCAUCCACCGGAUUGUUGAGGAAAAUUUCUUCCAGUUUUGAUAAUUUUCUAAUCGGGCACUUAUCUUCAAUGGUGAAUUUGUGUUUUGGUUAUAUAUAGAUGGUUUUUAUUGUUCUUUGCUUCAAUCCAGGCGCUGACAGACUCUGAGUGUCAUAAUUUGACUGAAACAUUGUAAUGGAUUUUGGUGUAUGAAUUUUCAGCCUUGAAAUUGGUGUCAA
Messenger RNA from Mangifera indica (mango), 1145 nucleotides. Its product is annotated as cold shock domain-containing protein 3. Gene Ontology annotation, molecular function: zinc ion binding; nucleic acid binding. The transcript has 2 exons. The record is from RefSeq and is a predicted model, not a curated record. The coding region runs from base 194 to 925 and encodes 243 amino acids. NCBI's taxonomy places the organism in Eukaryota, Viridiplantae, Streptophyta, Magnoliopsida, Sapindales, Anacardiaceae.